AUGACCGAGCUGAGCACGCUGCGGUACACCGGCGCCACCUCACCGCCGGUCCGUCUCGAGCAUGUUGUCGCGCUCGAGACCAUCGGCGAGUCGGGCCAGAGCCUGGAAGAGCUGCGAUGGAUGGCAUGGCAAGAGUCAAAGCAGACUGUGUCGGUGGCGGCGUCAUCAUCGUCGUUUGCAGCUGCUCCACCUCCACCUGCGCCGCCGGCCGAGUGGACAGCUGCUGUCCGGGCUUCUCAUGCGGCGGCGGCGGAGUUUACCACCGAUCCGCGGCUGCUCUUGCAAUCAGUCGUCGCGCCUGCGCUGCCACCGCCUGCAGCAGCCGCUGCUCGGCGCGCCGCCGGUGACGUGCGGUCACUUGAGGAGCUUGCCGCCGGCGCAGUCGGCCGGCUUGUCCACGCACAUGCACCGGCGACUCUGCGCGGAGCGUGCACCAAUCCGGGCGACUCUUCGCCUGCCUGCCAGAUGCUCAAGGACUUGGACGCGUUGGUGGCGGGCCAGGUGCUGAGCGAGUGGUGGCCCUGGUGGGUAGCGCGCGGCGCAAACUGCAGGGCGCUGAUGCAGCUGGCGUUCGUGCCGACGCCGGCAACGUCUCGGCUGGCGGCGUCGCUUACCUCGCUCGAUCUGUCGCGGUGCGCGUGGUCGAUGACCGAUGCCAGCGUGGAGCUUCUGGCCUCGGCAAAGCUUUCGGCUCUGAGAAAGCUCUCGCUUGCGUCGUGCCCGCACCUCUCCGACCCGGCGGUGGCCAGCCUCCUGGGCUCACUCACAUCCGGCCUCGAAGAGCUUUCGCUCGCAAACGUGUUUUUUGGUGUCGAGACGCUCACGCAGCUGGCGGUGGCGCCACACGUGGCAUCGCUCAAAGUUCUCAAUCUCUCCCACCGGCUCUCCGAGCCUCUGGCCCAGCGCGGUCAACUCAUGCCGGCCACCAGCCAGGCGCUCUGCGCGCUCCUGGGGUCGGUGACUGCGCUGCGGGUCCUCGACUUGGAUGGUGUCCCAUUUGACGCCUCUGCCAUUUCUGCGCUCAUUGACUCGCCUUCAGUCUCGCGGCUGAUCUCGCUCACAGUCGCACGCAACGUGCUGGUCCCGCCGCAAUUCUGGCUCGCCCUUGUUCCGCAUCUUGUCUCCAUCCGAUACCUCGACGUGCGGCGGACACUCAUGACCGACGAAGCCAUUCUCUUGCUCCUGCAGUCACGCCCCGAGCUGGAAGUCUUCAAGAUCUCUCGCGCUUUGCACUGGGCAGGCACUUUGCAUGUCAUCCAACACGUUCCCUCGCUCCUCGCCCUCUACUUUGAUGCCACUGUCGUGCAUCUCGCCCUCCACAAUCAGGCGGACGUGCGGAUGCGCGCCGAGCUCGACGAGCUACUGGCAACGGCGCAGGACGCAGAGGACCAGUUUAUGAUGCAGCAGGAGUUCAAGACGUACCACAAGCUCUUCUCGCGGUACCUCAACGAAGCUGGGUCGACGAUCAAGUGGGAUAAGAUCCAGCCGCCUGCCGACGACCUGGUCAUCCCGUUUGAAGAGCUGGCGGCCGAGGCGCGGCUCCCGCCCAAGGAAUUGCUCUCAAAGCUUGCGGUGCUCAAGCUCAACGGCGGACUCGGGACCACCAUGGGCUGCGUGGGCCCCAAGUCUGCGAUCGAGGUCCGGGCCGGGCAGACGUUCCUCGAUCUGACGGUUCGGCAGAUCCAGCACCUCAACACGACGCACGGGGUCUCUGUGCCGCUCGUUCUGAUGAACUCGUUCAACACCCACGAGGACACGCUCCGGAUUGUGCGCAAGUACGAAGGUAUCGAGGGCGUCAACAUUUUGACGUUCAAUCAGUCGCGCAUGCCGCGGAUCUUCAAGGAGUCGCUCACGCCGGUCCCGCAGACCGCCGACGAUCCGGACCGCACCCACUGGUACCCGCCCGGGCACGGCGAUGUUUACGCCUCGCUGGAGCGGUCAGGCAUCCUUGACGCCCUCCGCAGCAUGGGCAAAGAGAUUGUGUUCAUCUCCAACGUCGACAACCUCGGCGCCACCGUCUCGCUUCCCAUCCUGGACAAGAUGGUCUCGUCCGACGGCGACAUCGAGUUUAUCAUGGAGGUGACCGACAAGACCAAGGCCGACGUCAAGGGCGGCACCAUUAUCACCUACGAGGGCCGCUCCAAGCUGCUGGAGAUUGCCCAGGUUCCGUCUGACAAGGUCGAGGAGUUCAAGUCAAUCAAAAAGUUCAAGAUCUUCAACACCAACUCGCUCUGGUGCUCGCUGCCGGCCAUCAAGCGCCUGGUCAACGACAAUGCGCUCAACAUGGACAUCAUUGUCAACAACAAGUCGCUCAGCGACGGCUCGUCGGUCAUUCAGCUGGAGCAGGCAUGCGGCGCAGCCAUGGAGUACUUCCGCGGUGCCAUCGGCGUCAACGUUCCGCGCUCGCGCUUCCUCCCGGUCAAGAAGACUUCAGACCUUCUGCUGGUUCAGUCCAACCUCUAUGACCUCGUCUCUGGCUCGCUCAUUCUCUCGCCGCUUCGCAUCGGCGGGCCGCCCGUCAUCAAGCUCGGCGCAGAGUUCUCCAAGAUGGCUGGCUACCAGAGCCGCAUCCUCUCCACGCCUGACCUGCUCGAGCUCGACCACCUCACGAUUUCCGGUGACGUCAUCCUCGGCUCCGACAUCACCCUCCGCGGCACCGUCAUCAUUGUCGCCUCGCACGGCGAGCACAUUGACGUGCCGUCCGGUGCCGUCUUUGAGAACAAGAUUGUGACGGGCUCGCUCCGCAUCCUUGACCAUUAG
Messenger RNA from Thecamonas trahens ATCC 50062, 2760 nucleotides. RefSeq names its product UDP-glucose pyrophosphorylase 2. Gene Ontology annotation, cellular component: cytoplasm. Bases 1 to 2760 code for a protein of 919 amino acids. The transcript is spliced from 2 exons. NCBI's taxonomy places the organism in Eukaryota, Apusomonadida, Apusomonadidae. Gene Ontology annotation, biological process: glycogen metabolic process; UDP-alpha-D-glucose metabolic process. Gene Ontology annotation, molecular function: UTP:glucose-1-phosphate uridylyltransferase activity. The record is from RefSeq and is a predicted model, not a curated record.